This is a messenger RNA of Morone saxatilis (striped sea-bass), 2823 nucleotides long. RefSeq names its product radixin-like. Gene Ontology annotation, biological process: positive regulation of early endosome to late endosome transport; regulation of cell shape; regulation of organelle assembly. Gene Ontology annotation, molecular function: cell adhesion molecule binding; actin binding. Gene Ontology annotation, cellular component: cytoskeleton; microvillus; adherens junction. The transcript is spliced from 15 exons. Bases 303 to 2048 code for a protein of 581 amino acids. Lineage: Eukaryota; Metazoa; Chordata; Actinopteri; Moronidae. The record is from RefSeq and is a predicted model, not a curated record.
UGCAGUAUUUUAUUCCGGCUGGCUCGACGCUGGCACCCCAAAUCGCCUUAUGGUUGCUAAGACUUCCACGGUUUUUCUAUGUCUGCGAGAAUUUGUUUCGGUAAAAGCACUACGAGAUAAGGAGCGAGGACCGGAACGGGUUUCUCUUCGUGGAUAUAUCUGUUACAUCUGAAGAUACGAGGCUUUUUCUACAAAUUUAAAGACAUACUUCGUCCCCCCGGUCCUGUGAUACAGGUGUUGUUGCCGUCCUGUGACGGAUUUAUCCUCUCAGCUGUCGGGUGCAAGGAGGAGAGGAAGCAGAGAUGCCGAAACCGAUCAACGUCCGUGUGACCACCAUGGAUGCAGAGCUGGAGUUUGCCAUCCAACCUAAUACCACAGGAAAACAGCUCUUUGACCAGGUGGUGAAGACGGUGGGACUGCGGGAGGUCUGGUUCUUUGGCCUGCAGUAUGUGGACAGUAAAGGCUACAUCACCUGGCUCAAACUCAACAAGAAGGUGACCCAGCAGGAUGUGAAGAAGGAGAACCCUCUGCAGUUUAAGUUCAGAGCCAAGUUCUUCCCCGAGGAUGUCUCAGAAGAACUCAUCCAGGAGAUCACCCAGAGACUUUUCUUCCUGCAGGUGAAGGAGGCCAUCCUGAAUGAUGAGAACUACUGUCCUCCAGAGACAGCUGUGUUACUGGGGUCAUACGCUGUCCAAGCCAAGUAUGGAGACUACAACAAAGAUGUGCACAAGCCUGGGUACCUUACCCAUGACAGACUGCUGCCUCAGAGAGUCCUGGAGCAGCACAAGCUGACCAAGGAGCAGUGGGAGGACAGGAUACAGACUUGGCACGAAGAACACAGAGGAAUGCUCAGAGAGGACUCUAUGAUGGAAUAUCUUAAAAUCGCCCAGGACUUAGAGAUGUACGGAGUCAACUACUUUGAGAUCAAAAACAAGAAGGGCACACAGCUGUGGCUGGGCGUGGAUGCUCUUGGCCUCAACAUUUAUGAACACGAAGACAAGUUGACACCAAAGAUUGGCUUCCCCUGGAGUGAGAUUCGAAACAUCUCUUUCAAUGACAAGAAGUUUGUCAUCAAACCUAUUGACAAGAAAGCACCUGACUUUGUGUUCUAUGCCCCACGACUGCGCAUCAACAAGCGCAUCUUGGCAUUGUGUAUGGGUAACCACGAGUUGUACAUGAGGAGGAGAAAGCCCGACACCAUCGAGGUGCAGCAGAUGAAGGCUCAGGCCCGGGAGGAGAAGCACCACAAACAGAUGGAGAGGGCUCAGCUGGAGAAUGAGAAGAAAAAGCGCGAGUAUGCGGAGAAAGAGAAGGAGAGAAUAGAGCGUGAGAAGGACGAGCUCAUGGAGAGGCUGAGACAGAUUGAAGAGCAGACGAUGAGAGCUCAGAAAGAGCUUGAGGAGCAGACCCGCCUGGCCAUGGAGCUGGAGCAGGAGAGAAAGCGGGCGAGGGAGGAGGCCGAGAGGCUGGAGAGAGACAGGCAGGCUGCUGAGGAGGCCAAGGCAGAGCUGGCCAGACAGGCUGCAGACCAGCAGAAGACCCAGGAGCAACUGGCUUCUGAACUGGCUGAAUUCACAGCCAAGAUUGCUCUCCUGGAAGAAGCCAAGAAGAAGAAAGACGAAGAGGCCACAGAAUGGCAGCACAAGGCCCUGUCAGCACAGGAGGACCUGGAGAAGACCAAGGAGGAGCUGAAGACCGCAAUGACAGUGGUGCCGGCGCCUCCGGGCGGCAACGCCGAGAACGAGCACGACGAGCAGGAUGAGAACCACGCGGAGGCCAGCGCCGAGCUCUCCAACGAGGGCGUCAGCCAGCUAGACCUCCGCAGUGAAGAGGCGCGCGUCACUGAGGCCCAGAAGAAUGAGAGGGUCAAACAACAGCUGCAGACGUUAAGUUCAGAGUUGGCCGAGGCCAGAGACGAAACCAAGAAGACGCAGAAUGAUGUGCUCCACGCCGAGAACGUGAAAGCAGGCCGAGACAAAUACAAAACUCUGCGCCAGAUCCGACAGGGCAACACGAAGCAGCGCAUCGAUGAGUUCGAGUCCAUGUGAGAAACGGCACCGCUGUCCCCUCGCCCGUCUUUCCCUCAGGGGUGUCUGCUCCCGAACUUUCCCCUCAGCAGCCGCUCAACUUUCAUGGACAACAGAUGCUGCCGUCCUUGUAAUCCCACCAAGUCCCCCUCAACGCCCACAAGGCGAUCUUGAGAAAUCAUCUUGUCAAAAACUGCCAAAGCCCCGCCCCACAUCUCCACUCUGAAAGUUACGGAUAUCUCCCUUCAUUUGGAGCUGCCUACACGCCACUCUGAACAAGCAAAGAUCGCUGUAAAGCAGAGAUUCUGUAACCCUUAAGAGAAACUGUAAAACCAAAAUGAAAACAAUUGGAUUUUUUAUUUUGAGCAAACAUGGCCAUAGCAAGCUACUUUUUGUUUUUGUUUUUUUGUUGUUUUUUUUGCUUGAUGACUUGUAUGCAAAGGUUUAGUAUAGGUCUUCAAUUUACCGAGUCCUCUCCUUGUUUUUAAGUUGUUUCCCUCUGCUUUAGUUUGACUCGUUUUAUUGAUGACGCCCUUCUUUUUAGUUGUCUGUGGAACACAUUGACGCUGGGUUCAGUCCCAGAACUACGAGUAAAGACCGGAGUUUGGGGAUAAAUUAAGUCAGUAUUUUCAUUCCUACCUUACAUAAUGUCAAACUAUAUCACAAGCUAGUUAUGCUAAUACUCUUAGCAUCUGUGAGUCAUUAGAGAGCUGAGCUGAGGUCCUUAAACUCUAUUCAAUCAAUUCAAACUUAUGUGAAUGUUACACUUCGAUAAAAACACAACACUGCAGUAUUG